GCUUGCUGGACACAAGUUCAUUUCUCAUGCCAUGAUCCGCCUUAGGCUAGGUGAACAGCAGACGAGCUAAGGAUCCUAGUUCGCGCCCAAUUCUGGCUGCUUGAGGUCUGCUCUUUUCCACAGCGGCUGGCUAACUGCAGCCAGCUUCUUUGCUGGUUGAGGAGGACCUCAGGAUCUUUCAACUUAUCUAGAAUUAGUGUGACGCUGAGGGAAAAGCAUGCAAGCGCCAAUCUCUGCAUUGAGAGCUUUACGUAGGAAGUACCAAAAUGCUGUAAGGGCAGUUGAUGACAGCUUUCAAGCCACAAAGAAUCUGUUUGAGAAACACAAUGUGGUCUUCACUGUUGCCGGUGGUCUGCUGUCCGCAGGGGCAGCCUGGGCUGGCUACACUGCCAGACAGGUACAUCAAAAGAAGUUGGAAGAGAAGCUGCAGAAGAUUGAGGAGCAUAUGACCAACGUCUACUCCUUGGAAGAGCAGCAGGUUAAAGCGCUUACAACAGCAGCCACCAGAACAGGAGUGUCCUACAAGACUUUCUUGGCAACAUCGUCCACUGCUCUGAUAGUCGGGUAUGCACUUGGUUUUCGAGGUGGUCGGCGCUUCGUGAUCCGACGCAUCCCACCCGACUUGCUCCGAGCAGCCAAGAAGCAGAAGAGUGGCAAGCAGACUGGGCUGGCGCGCCUCCUUCCAGGCAGGCUGGGGACAACUAACGAAAGUUCAGGAGCAACCCCGUCACACAGUGACGCACCCGCUUCUGCCUGGCGCCCGAGCACGGAGCCCCUUUCUGAACGUCCGCAAGCCAAUGAGAGCAAAACCCCUGCCACCGCUGUGUUUAACGAUUCUGGAGAAGCGAUCGAACCAUCAAAACCCGGACGAGAAACGGUGGGAGAAAGUGACGACCCGCCUGCAGAAGCUCCGAGGUCGAGCGGUAGACGAGAAGAGGGGCCCGAGGCAGACAGGCGGCCUGGCGAGGAAAGUUCGAACGCUUUUCAAAGACAUGCAGCGAGAAAUCCGGACUUAGUGGAUGCCGCACUCGGUCUAACAACGUUCGAGAGGCAGGUCGAGAGAGUGAUGCGACCGGAGAGGGAAGCAAAGGCUCAGUCGCGGGAGGACUUGGAUAAAGUCUUACAAGCCACGAUACCCAACUUGCACGGAGAGUCGGAAGCAGAACGAAAAGAUAGUGCAGGGAGCGAAGUUUCGAGAUCGGAUAGUGCUCAUGUGGAGUCGACGUCGUCUUCGGGGUCUCGAGAGGGAGCAGAGCAAACGGAGCCAAGUGAUAGUCCUGACGAGCAAAAGCGGCCUUGAGGAGGGGUGUACGAGAAUCUCGAUCAGGGAACGAGCGAUAUCCCAGCUUGCGCAGGCGGCUAGAUGGCCUAGCACCCCUUGCCAUUGAUUGCGACCAACGAGCAAUUCGCAAACGGGGGACCAUAUCAUGCGCGCUACUAAGAAGCUAUGAACACGUGUAUGGGUGUCGAUUGCAAACGCCUGAGCUUGCAAUCUGGAAUGCCUUUGCAAUCACUGAACGAACG
This is a messenger RNA of Klebsormidium nitens, 1524 nucleotides long. NCBI's taxonomy places the organism in Eukaryota, Viridiplantae, Streptophyta, Klebsormidiophyceae, Klebsormidiales, Klebsormidiaceae. The record is from the annotation of a GenBank genome assembly.